Molecule: messenger RNA, 3429 nt
Organism: Dryobates pubescens (Downy woodpecker)
Lineage: Eukaryota; Metazoa; Chordata; Aves; Piciformes; Picidae
Gene: ARHGAP17
Product: Rho GTPase activating protein 17
Exons: 20
Coding region: 97-2748 (883 amino acids)
Biological process (GO): regulation of actin cytoskeleton organization; regulation of Rac protein signal transduction; signal transduction
Cellular component (GO): cytosol; intracellular anatomical structure; cytoplasm
Molecular function (GO): GTPase activator activity; protein binding
Source: RefSeq, a predicted model, not a curated record
GGGAGGCGGUGGCGGGAGGCCGGGCCCGGGCGGCAGGCUGGUGGUGGCGGCGGAGCAGCGGGAGCCCGGCGGGAGGCCGGGGGAACGGCCGCCGCCAUGAAGAAGCAGUUCAACCGGAUGAAGCAGCUGGCCAACCAGACCGUCGGCAGGGCUGAGAAAACAGAGGUGCUCAGUGAGGACCUGCUGCAGAUCGAGAGGCGUCUGGACACUGUGAGAUCUGUUUGCCACAUUGCACAGAAGAGAUUAAUUGCAUGUUUGCAGGGCCAGCAUGGUACAGACCCUGAGAAGAGACAUAAAAAACUUCCUCUAACAGCUCUUGCUCAGAACAUGCAAGAAGGAUCUGUCCAGCUCAGUGAUGAAACUCUGCUGGGGAAAAUGCUGGAUACUUGUGGUGAUGCAGAGAACAAACUGGCCAUGGAGCUCUCUCAGCAUGAAGUACAGAUUGAGAGGGAAGUUUUAGAUCCACUCUGUCAACUAACAGAGACAGAGAUCCCUAACAUUCAGAAGCAGAGGAAGCAGCUGGCAAAGCUGGUGUUGGACUGGGAUUCUGCAAGAGGAAGGUAUAACCAAGCCCACAAGACUUCAGGAACAAAUUUUCAAGUGCAUCCUUCAAAAAUAGAAUCUCUUAAGGAAGAGAUGGAUGAAGCUGGAAAUAAAGUAGAGCAGUGCAAGGACCAGCUGGCAGCAGACAUGUACAGCUUUGUGUCCAAAGAAGGGGACUACGCCAGGUGUUUCGUCAUGUUAUUAGAAGCACAAGCAGAUUACCAUAGAAAAGCAUUAGCAGUCAUAGAAAAGGUCCUCCCCGAAAUCCAAGCCCAUCAAGACAAAUGGACUGAAAAGCCAGCUUUUGGGACUCCACUGGAAGAGCAUCUCAAGCGCAGCGGGCGUGAGAUUGCGGUUCCCAUUGAAGCCUGUGUGAUGAUGCUUUUGGAAACAGGGAUGAGAGAGGAGGGCUUGUUCAGAAUUGCUGCUGGAGCCUCCAAGUUAAAAAAGCUGAAAGCUGCCUUGGACUGUUCCACUUCCCAGCUGGAUGAAUUUUACUCUGAUCCCCACGCUGUUGCAGGUGCCUUGAAAUCCUAUUUGCGAGAGCUGCCAGAACCUUUGAUGACCUACAGCCUGUAUGAGGAAUGGACACAGGCUGCAAAUAUUCAGGACCAGGAUAAGAAGCUACAAGAGCUGUGGAGAAUUUGUAACAGAUUACCUAAGCAUUAUCAUGCUAACUUCAGGUAUCUAAUCAAAUUCCUGGCAAAGCUUGCCCAGAACAGCGACGUUAACAAAAUGACACCCAGCAACGUCGCCAUCGUCUUGGGCCCCAACUUGUUGUGGGCAAAGAAUGAAGGGUCCCUUGCUGAAAUGGCAGCAGCAACUUCAGUCCAUGUGGUAGCAGUUAUUGAGCCAAUCAUUCAGCAUGCAGACUGGUUCUUCCCUGGAGAUCAGGAUUUCAAUGUGUCUGGGGCAUUUGUUGCAAUUCCUGCUGUCAAUUCUAACCACUUGUCACACACUGGGAGCGAGUUCGAGUCUGGGACACUGGAACGGAAGAGACCCGUGAGCAUGACUGUGAUGGAAGGGGACCUGCUGAAGAAGGACAGCUUUGGUGUGAAGGUUCUGGACUUCCAGGGGAACCCGAGGAGAUGUGGCACUAUAAAUAGAAAGCACACAUCCCCGGCCUUCCAGCCGCCACUGCCCCCCACCGAGGCUGCCGCGCCGCCCCAGCCCGCGGCCGAGCAGCACGCGGCGCCGGCUGGGGCUGACACAAGCCCAGUGGGUGCCGGGGUGGCUCUCUCUGCUGCCACAGCAGAGCAGUUACAGAGUCAAGGAAAUGAGGACAUCAGCACCUCGAAGCCCAAGGACAGCACAUCUGCAGCUACUCCGCCGCCCGUGAGGAACGGCGGCCACGUGGGCACCGUCCAGAGCCAGGCCACGGGCAGCACGAACCAGCUGUCGGUUAACCAGCCCCAGAAUGCAGCAGGGCCCAGUCCCCACUCCAUGAGGAGAGGUCUGGCCAUGAAGAAACCUGCACCAGCCCCUCCCAAGCCAGCCAACCCCCCACCAGGGCAGCCAGGAAGCCAAAGUUCUGCCCCAGCUGCUCAGCCACCCUCUGUCUCUCCAAAACCACCUGCUAGAAGUUCUUCUCCUCCUGCUCAGCAUCCAAACCAGGGAGCAGCCCAGACCUCCUCUUCCCAGGUUUCUGCACCUCGGAGAUACUCCAGCAGCCUUUCCCCAAUACAAGCUCCCAGCCACCCACCACCACAGCCCCCAACACAGGCUACUCCUCCACUGCAGCCCAAAGCAGGCAGUCAGACCUCUCCUGCUGCUGCAGCCAGCAGCGAGCACGGACCAGAGCAGCCCUGUUACACUCCUCCUCAGACUCCAACACCACCUGAUACACCCCCUCUAGGAAAACACCCCACCAGCUCCCCAGCACCACAGCCAGCUGCUCAAGAAAGCUCCCAGUCUCACUCCCCACCUCAGACUGGUACCCUGCCACGGCCACGGCCGGUACCAAAGCCCAGAAACAGACCCAGUGUUCCUCCUCCUCCUCAUCCUCCUCCCUCUCAGCUGGCUGGAGAUGCUGUUAGUGCAAACCCCACGCCAACAGCUUCCAAAAUAGUAACAGACUCUAAUUCCAGUAUUCAAGAACCACUUCCAAACCCUUCUUCAGAGCUUCCUGCAGAGACAGCGAGCAAAGAGCUGCACAACCACCUCACACUCGACCUGGACAAUGACACGGAAAGCACUGCUCUGUAGUGGAAACUCUCCAACCUGGGACAGGUUCCUCUCCUGGUGGGAAAACCAACAGACCUAACAGUGAAAAGCUUCUUUUGAUGAUCUGGCAGAAGGGUGGAGAAGUUGGGACCUGUGCCUCACGGGCAGAGCGAUGGAAGCCGUUCAGAAGAAGCUGAAUGAUCUGUGUCUCAACAAUGGUUUUCAAAGCCUUGGCUGGAAGGAAUCAGUCACUGCAGAACCUUGCAUAGGAAGUGUAAUUGCUGCUGCUGCUGCUGCUACAGCUGGUGUGAGCAGGAGUCCCUACAGGAUAAGGAGCAGACCAUAGCUGUUUAAAGUGCAUGUAUCAUGGAGAUAUCCUUUGUAAUGGCACGGUUAGACCUUUUCUGUCUAGUUCUUAGAGGUUACAAGGAGGUGCCCUGCAAGAGACAUUCCCUCACUGAUUUGCUGCAGAUUUCCUUUGAGAACCAAAAAGAAACAAAUGCCUGAGUGCUGGUGUGGUGACUGCUGGUUCUCAGUCACCCUGCUGAAACUGUGGAUGGAUCUAGUGCCUUGAAGGACUGUCAGCUGUAGAAGGAACCCUACUGUAUCUUUAAUCAUUUCAGUGCUACUUAACCAUCAGUACCCAACACUUAUUUGUAUUAACCAAGCCUGCUUUUCUUUAUGUGAAACUUGCAGCUGUUUCAGGAUGAAGCUUGUGGGAGU